AUGUCAGAACUGGCUGCUCUUACGGAAGUCUUUUGUGGAGAGAACCCCAUUGUUGAUAUUGUCGCAGUCCAUGGACUUAAUGGAGACUCGGUCAAGACCUGGACGUCAAAGACAAACAAUAAGUUCUGGUUGGGCGAUGCCGAUAUGCUCCCCUUGGCCAUGAAACAAUCUCGGAUUCUGACGUUCAGAUAUAACGCUUGCCAUCACAGCGCUUUUUGGGAAAACUUCAGCGGAUCGAAUCCUUCAUCAUGCUCAGACGUUGAUAGCAGAGCACUGGUGUAUUCAUUCAGUCGAACCAGUAAAGCGGUUGAGCACCUCCAUUCUAUCUUUGUUUCCACCUACGGAAUACUCUUUAUGGGAACUCCGCAUAAUGGAAGCAGCCUGACGAGCUUGGCAUCCAUGAGCCGACGAAUGCUAGAGGCACUUCUGCCGUCGAAAGUAGUUAGUACCGAUGGACAGCUACUAGACGCGUUGAAGGAAGGGUCCGAAACGCUCCAGAAUAUCACCGAUAUGUUCAUCCCGUUGAUGAAGCAAUUCCGAAUCUAUUUCUUCUGGGAACAGCAGAAGACAGAUUUUGGGACAAAAUUAGAUUACGUCGUAGAAAGUUCAUCUGCUGCUCCAAUCCUGGACAGUAUUGAGAGAGCUGGACUGCCUUAUGAUCAUUCCAAUAUGUGCAAAUUUGCGUCUCGAACUGCAGGCGGAUACACGAUUGUUGUGGCAGCAUUGAUUCGAUAUUCUAAAGAUGCACCGAAGACGAUAGCGCGGAGAUGGGAUAAUGCAGCGGUGAUGUUUAUGUCGGCGCGGAAGAACGAGGCGGCGGAGUUGUGCAGUUGA
Molecule: messenger RNA, 834 nt
Organism: Botrytis fragariae
Lineage: Eukaryota; Fungi; Ascomycota; Leotiomycetes; Helotiales; Sclerotiniaceae
Product: putative tetratricopeptide repeat domain protein
Exons: 4
Coding region: 1-834 (277 amino acids)
Source: RefSeq, a predicted model, not a curated record